AUGGGUGACGUCAAGCUGGCCAUGCCCCCUGGCCAUGACACCCCAGCCUACUUCACGAGGCGCAUAACCCAGCUCUCUUCCGAGCUGGACCACGGGAUGCAAAAGUGGGAAGCAAAGCGGAAAAAACGGGAAGAAGACCAAGAGGAGAAACGACGCAAGAGACUUCAGCCCAAAGGGGACUCCCUCCAGCAGCUCCCGAAAUAAUUGCGCUUUCUCGAGCUUCCCCGCGAAAAAAAAAUCAAUAAAUGUAUGUAUAAUAAA
Messenger RNA from Thamnophis sirtalis, 261 nucleotides. The record is from RefSeq and is a predicted model, not a curated record. NCBI's taxonomy places the organism in Eukaryota, Metazoa, Chordata, Lepidosauria, Squamata, Natricidae.